AUGGCACUUCCUACACCCAACGUCACACCCUGCAGACCACUGUCAAAUGCCACAAACAUCGAUCCGGCUAGCAGAGUUGGCUUUGCGAUCGCGGCUCUGCCGACGCCUCCGCAAGAUGUGGGUUGCAAACGUAGAAUUGCCCAACCCGACGACACACCAUCCAAACGACCCAGAGUCGUGACUGCCCAGAACACACAGGGUGAUGUCGAUAUGGGGGUUGUUGAAGUCGUCAAUAGCAGAACACGUCGCCAGACCAUGUUCAACCUGCUCAGAACUGCAUCCUUCCGUUCCCUCAUUGGCCCCACGCGAACCAUCCUCCCCUCUCGUCGGAUUUUGCAGUCAUUUGUAUCAUCACACAAAUCCGAUGUGUAUACCUGUCAUUCUUUGUCGGAUAGCCAUUUCGUCACUCCACCUUAUGCUUGUGCAUAUUCCAAUGGCGCAAAACGCAACAGCACUCCAUUCCUCGCGGUAGCUACUGAAGAGGGGAGUGUCAUGAUCCUGAACACUUCGAAACGACAUGACUGGGAAUUUGGUAAUUACCUCCAUGCGUAUCCGUCAAUCCAAAUGACGGACGGCUUUAUUUUUGUAGAGUCCCAACGAGCACUUUUUCAACCACAUUAUAAUGGCAUAUUCGAUAUCAAGUGGAAUCUGGAUGAUUCUAUUCUGGCAACAGCAUCAGGAGACAAAAGGACUCACAUCACUUCCGUGGAGACUCAGCAAGUCAUACAAGUCCUUCAGGGACACUCAAGCACUGUCAAGUGCAUUGCAUGGAACCCAUCGCAUCCCGAUCUGCUAAGCACGGGAAGCCGAGACGGAAAUAUCUACCUCUGGGAUUUACGGGUCACCGCCAAUGAUGGAAAUUCUGGAACAGGCGAAAACGCCUCACCAUUGCGCCCGGUUAUAGCCAUUGAUGCCGCCCAUGGACAGGAGAAGAACAAAGGGGGGAGGAGGAAAACGAUGCACCUGCCAAGAAGUGUCACCGGCCUGCUCUAUAGCAAUCCCGACACUCUUGUAAGCUGUGGAUCAUUUCAUGGUAUUCUUAAUAUGUGGGACCUCCGGCAGCCGAAAGUUAGUGCAACUGGAAAGCGGACGAAAAAGUCUCCCCCAAUGGCUCCAGCGUGUACAUCUCCCACAGAUCCAACGAUGCUUCACGGCGCUCGCCGCGCGCGCGGCCUCAUGGCCCUAUGUGCCGGUUCGGGACCCACAUCAAGUCUUCUCUUCGCGCUCGGAGCCGAUAAUUAUAUCCAUGCUUACGAUUCUUCAUCGCUGACGCAUGUGGAAUCGAUUACGCACCCCAACAUGCUGUCUAGCUUUUAUGUUCGUCUGGCAACCUCACCGUGUGGAAGAUGGCUCGCCAGCGGAUGCACGGCAAAGAAUGGCAGUCUUUUUCUCUACGACGUUAGCAACGUUGGUCGUCUUUCUUCUGCGGUGCCUCCAACCACUGCCGUGGAGCUGCGUGGACAAACCGGUGAGGUCGGCGCUGUUGACUGGGCAACCGACAUGAUCGCCUCCUGUGCUGAUGACAGAACUGUGCGCGUGUGGAGACCAGACCUCGACGCAUACCAAGAUUGCAUAGCGCACCCGGAGGAGAGAGCCUGGGAGUGGUCAUGGUCGACCGGAGUCUACCCUAGCUGAUCGAGUUCACGCUGCCUUCACGAUAUCCUGUACAACCUGCUUGUCAGGUACUUCCAGGCCACUCGGAAUUGGCCAAAGUAACUCGGUCCGUGAAUAAUCGGAAGCAAUGGUCAGGGCUACGUCGUACUACGCAACCCUGCAACGAUACUGUUAUUCCAG
Molecule: messenger RNA, 1794 nt
Organism: Pisolithus orientalis
Lineage: Eukaryota; Fungi; Basidiomycota; Agaricomycetes; Boletales; Pisolithaceae
Product: WD40-repeat-containing domain protein
Exons: 4
Coding region: 1-1635 (544 amino acids)
Biological process (GO): proteasome-mediated ubiquitin-dependent protein catabolic process
Cellular component (GO): nucleus
Molecular function (GO): protein-macromolecule adaptor activity; protein binding
Source: RefSeq, a predicted model, not a curated record